AACUUUUGCCAAAGCGAUUCUCAAGGCAAAAAAGUUUUAGCCAGCAACCUGCAACCGGAGUGAUGUGCCGGUGCUCUGUGUUGCAGCGCCGGGGAAAAGAAGCAAUUAGGGGGUCGGAGAAGACGAAGACGAGAGUUUAACGUCAGCGCUUAACAAACGCGCUAAUGGAAAAAUUCCAGUGGACCAAGUGACGUGGUGUGAUUGCAGGACUCAAUAUUUUCUCCAGCCUCUCUCAAGGCUCACUCCCCACAAUUCGAUCAAUUAAUCUAUCCAAGCUGUAUUCCUAGGGUUUUUAUCUGAGGAAGAGGAGGGGCAACGAUGGAGUUGGAGGUGAGAGUAGUGGGAGAGAUAGAGAGCUGCUUCGUGUCGCUUCCGCUACAUCUCAUCCAAACUCUUCAACAAACUUGCUCCUCUGCCUCUCCUUCUGGUUCCCUCCCGGCAUUUCUCGCUCUCGAGCUUCGCCCUCGCUUCAAGAAGCAGCGGCAGGACGAGGAGGAGGAGGGGGACGGUCCCCAUCCAUGGCACGUUGCCUGGUGUGGCUCCGCCUCUUCUUCCCCGGCUAUUGAGAUUGCUCAACAAUAUGCAGAGUGCAUUUGUCUGCCAGAUCAUACUUCUGUUCAAGUACGAGCUCUAGCCAAUAUGCCAAAAGCCACUUUAGUGACAAUAGAGCCCCAUACAGAAGAUGAUUGGGAAAUUUUGGAACUUAAUUCUGAGUACGCAGAAGCAGCUAUUCUGAAGCAGGUUGGGAUUGUUCACGAAGCUAUGAGAUUUCCCUUGUGGUUGCAUGGUCAAACUAUCAUUACUUUUCUUGUUCUUUCAACCUUUCCGAAGAAUCCAAUGGUGCAACUUGUGCCAGGAACUGAAGUUGCUGUUGCACCAAAGAGACGCAAAAAGAGCGGUGGUUCUUAUGAAGAUUACUCAAUGCAAUCUUCAAAUAAGGAGCAUUCUAUUGGAAAGGCACUAUUGCGCGUGCAGGAUCCAGAUGAUAAAUUGAUUCAAAAAUUUGUGGUAAAUGGUGUCGAGAUUGGUGUGGUGCUUACUUCUGUUAUCUUUAUUCAUCCAGAAACAGCAAGAAACCAUUCACUUGGUUCUCAACCAGUAGUUGUAGUGCCUAGAUUACCAUCAAAAGAAAGCUUAAAAUAUCCUGGAACUGGUACACCAAGUAUAAAACAUACAAUUAUGAAGAAGGGUAAUAGUGGAAAGCAGGACUAUCGCCAAGCAGUUCUUCAUGUUUUGAUUUCAAAUUCAGUGGCCAAAGGACAUGUAAUGCUUUCUAGAUCUCUUCGACUAUAUCUGAGAGCCCGGUUACACUCAUGGAUACUUGUAAAGAGAUGCAAUAUUAACCCAAAGAAGGAAAUUCCCUCACUUUCAUUUUCUCCUUGCCACUUGAAUAUAUCUGAGAACAAUAAUGCUCUUGAGAACAAUGGGGUCGAAGUUUUUGGAAGCCAAAGGAAUCACAAGGCUGAUAAUAUACAUCUCAAGACAAACUCAGAGUCUAACAUGGGUGCAUAUGAUUGGUCUACCCAUGAAAGAGUUAUAGCAGCUCUUUCCAAUGGGUUAAGGGGUAAUGAUGACCCGGUUGCUGUUAAUAAGACCAACAAAAAAGUAUUGUACGGUCUUUUUCAAGCAUGGUAUUCUGCUCAACUCCGUGCCAUUGCUAUGAAUGCUGGAGAGGAAGUUAAAUCGUUGAUUCUAGGAAAUCAAAGUUUGCUUCACUUUGUUGUGAAGGAUUACACAGCUGCAAAACAUGGAAAGGUGCCUUUAUCAUCUAGAUUUACUCUUGGAAUGGGAAACAGAGUUGGAGAACCAGAGAUUGACAUCCUUUAUGUUCUAUCUAGCUCUGAGGAAAUUCAGCAAAAUGAAAUGGUUUAUGCAUAUGAACUUGCAUUUAAUGAAGGAAAUAUGGGAGACAACAACCUGAGAAGCUCAGACUUGUUGCUUGGGAAGCUGAACUUGGGUGACCCUCUGUUUCUUGAGUAUGUCAAUGAUGGAACGUCAGAAAAGUUCUUCAGUUCAAAAAUUUCAUCCUUGGGAUGGAUGGGCACUGCUCCUUCUGAUUUCAUUGAUAGGUUGAUUUUGCUAUUAUCCCCUGCGUCUGGGUUGUUCUUGAGUGGCUAUAAUCUUCCUUUCCCUGGACAUGUUCUAAUACAUGGACCUCCAGGUUCUGGGAAAACAUUAUUAGCCACAGCAGCUGCAAAAUCAGUUGAAGAACAUGAAGACAUCUUGGCUCACAUAGUUUUUGUAUGCUGCUCUAAACUUGUGUUGGAGAAGCCUGCAAAUAUUCGUCAAGCGCUUUCUGGCUAUGUUUCUGAAGCUUUAGAUCAUGCACCUUCUAUUCUCAUUUUGGACGAUCUUGAUGAUAUUAUAUCAUCGUCCGUUGACUUGGAAGGAUCCCAGCCUUCAUCUUCCAGUAUUGAGAUUGGGCAGUUUCUCACAGAUAUCAUGGAUGAAUAUGAGGAAAAGCGGAGGUACUCAUGUGGAAUUGGUCCCAUUGCAUUUGUAGCUUCUGCCAAGUCUCUGUCUAGUAUACCACAGUCCUUGACUUCUUCUGGAAGGUUUGAUUUUCACGUGCAACUGCCUGCUCCUUCUGCCUCCGAACGUGGUGCUUUACUGAAACAUGAAAUCUGGAAGCGUUCCUUACAGUGUUCUGAUGAAGUCCUGUUAGAUAUAGCUUCCAAAUGUGAUGGAUAUGACGCAUAUGAUCUGGAAAUACUUGUUGAUAGAGCUAUCCAUGCUGGGAUUUGCCGCUUCUUGUCUUGUGACGUGACCUUUCAGGAACAUGGGAAACCUUCUUUGCUCAGAGAUGACUUUUUGCAAGCAAUGCAAGGUUUUGUUCCAGUCUCCAUGCGUGACAUUAGUAAACCUGCUACUGAAGGUGGUCGUGCUGGAUGGGAAGAUGUUGGUGGUCUUACUAACAUCAGGAAUGCCAUCAAAGAGAUGAUUGAGUUGCCUUCAAAGUUCCCGAAUAUCUUUUCACAAGCUCCCCUAAGGCUGCGGUCCAAUGUUCUGUUGUAUGGCCCUCCUGGUUGUGGCAAGACACAUAUUGUUGGUGCUGCUGCUGCUGCUUGUUCACUGCGAUUUAUCUCUGUGAAAGGGCCUGAGCUGCUGAACAAAUACAUUGGUGCUUCUGAGCAAGCUGUUCGUGGUAUUUUCUCCAAAGCAGCUGCUGCCGCUCCAUGCCUUCUCUUUUUUGAUGAAUUUGAUUCCAUUGCACCAAAGAGAGGGCAUGACAAUACUGGUGUGACAGAUCGUGUCGUUAAUCAAUUUCUGACUGAAUUAGAUGGUGUGGAAGUUUUGGCCGGUGUAUUUGUUUUUGCUGCCACCAGUAGACCAGAUUUACUUGAUGCUGCACUAUUGCGACCUGGAAGGCUAGAUCGACUUCUUUUUUGUGAUUUCCCAUCAAAAAGUGAUAGGAUGGAUAUUCUUACAGUUCUUUCUAGAAAGUUAUCAUUGGCCGGUGAUGUUGAUUUAGAUGCCAUUUCUGGUAUAACCGAAGGAUUUAGUGGAGCUGACCUGCAAGCUCUGCUCUCAGAUGCACAGCUUGCAGCAGUUCACAAGCUUCUAGACAGUGUAGAGAGCGUCAAUCAUGGAAAAAUGCCAGUCAUCACACACAGUCUUCUGAGUUCUGUUGCUGCCAAGGCAAGACCAUCUGUAUCAGAAACUGAAAGACAACGACUAUAUAGCAUUUACAACCAAUUUUUGGAUUCCAAAAGAUCAGUCGCGUCACAGUCAAGAGAUGCAAAGGGCAAAAGAGCGACUCUAGCAUGAGAACCAAGCAAGAAUCUACAUCAAAGUUCGUGAAAAUCAAAUGGGUGACGCCGAGAUUAUAAUGACCAGGCACGUACCAUUUCCAGAGUAGACAAGUGAAGCUGGUCACUCAAACAAAGAAGCGCUUGAUUUAAACAGAAUCCAUAGUGAAGGUUGUGAAGAGCAAUUGGGUGAUGCUUAACAUUAUAUGACCCGUCAAGUGUUGUGCGUAAUGGACAAGGGAGAUACAAUAAUUGCAUACGAGUGCAGGCAACCCCCGUUCAUACAUUCAACCAGAUGGACAGAUGGAUGGAUAGCUAGAUGUGUGUAGAGCAGGAGAGAGUGAUUUUUUGCAAGAACCCUUUAUUGGAUUCUGUAGUUCUCUUAACUGUUUGGGCUUUGGCAUUUCAAAGUUCGAAUCGAACUGGCAGUUGCAAGAUUUCAUAAUCUUCUAAUUGCUUGCGCGCCCUUUACUACAACAUUUGCCAGUUGUCAAGUGGGCAGAUUUAUUUGAGAUUACUAGAGAUUAUAGCAUCAGAAAUGUACAAAUUUGUUUCUGGUGGAAUACUAUACUUUUAUCAUGACAAAUGAUGGAAAUUUUCAAUGGUUUAGGAAGAAAUUUUGUCAA
This is a messenger RNA of Diospyros lotus (date-plum), 4375 nucleotides long. Its product is annotated as peroxisome biogenesis protein 1. Gene Ontology annotation, molecular function: ATP hydrolysis activity; ATP binding. The transcript has 17 exons. Bases 319 to 3768 code for a protein of 1149 amino acids. The record is from RefSeq and is a predicted model, not a curated record. Gene Ontology annotation, cellular component: peroxisome; peroxisomal membrane; cytosol. Gene Ontology annotation, biological process: protein import into peroxisome matrix. Lineage: Eukaryota; Viridiplantae; Streptophyta; Magnoliopsida; Ericales; Ebenaceae.